CCAACAUGAAAACACCAUUUUCACCGAACUGCACCACCUGUGUUUUGUAGAGAGAGAGAGAGAGAAAGCCCAAACUCACCCACCAUUUGAACAAAUUUUCUUCAGUCUCCCUCUCAUUUUCUCUUCUCCUCACAGACCCAGAUCAGUUCUCUCUCACUCAACUCGAAGCUCACACUUAUUCGGUUAACUCUCUCUCUAGACAUAUAUAUAUAUAUACACACAUAACCUAUAUAUAUAGAGAGAGAUUUUGAUGCAAUGAAAAGAUUGAAGAACUACUACCUGCAACUAAGACCACCCCAAACAAUGGAACGCAAAUGGAUCUUCCCACUAGCCAUUGGCUCCAUUGUCUCUCUCUUCCUCCUCUUCCUCUCAACCCUAACUUCGCCGGACGGCACACCUCUCCUCCCUCUCUACCGCUACGCCACCGGCUACACCGACUACUCCAUCUUCGUCGAAUCCAAGCUCAAGCCACUAUCCAUCUCCUACCUCCCUCCGCCGCCCCGCUUCGCCUACCUCAUCUCCGGCUCCGCCGGCGACGGCAGAAUGCUCAAGCGCACUCUCCUAGCCCUAUAUCACCCCAACAACCGCUACGUCGUCCAUCUCGAUGCCGAAUCUUCUGCACAAGAGAGGUUAGAUCUGCAAAACUUUGUCAACAAUCAUCCCACAUUGAGCAAAUUUGGGAAUGUGGUGAUGAUCACAAAGGCGAAUCUUGUUACCUACCGUGGGCCGACAAUGGUGGCCAAUACGCUGCACGCGGCGGCGAUCUUGUUGAAGGACGGUGGGGAUUGGGAUUGGUUUAUCAAUCUUAGCGCCUCGGAUUAUCCUCUUGUCACUCAAGAUGAUCUGCUUCACGCGUUCUCGUAUUUGCCGCGCGAUCUUAAUUUCAUUGACCAUACCAGUGAUAUUGGGUGGAAAGAGUUUCAGAGGGCGAAACCAAUUAUAAUCGAUCCUGGGUUGUAUAUGACCAAGAAGUCUGAUGUUUUCUGGAUUACACAGCGAAGAAGUGUGCCAACUGCCUUCAAACUCUUUACAGGAUCUGCUUGGAUGGUUCUUUCUCGGCAGUUCAUUGAUUUCUGCAUAUGGGGAUGGGACAACUUGCCACGAACGGUCCUCAUGUACUAUGCCAAUUUCAUCUCUUCACCAGAAGGCUAUUUUCAUACUGUCAUGUGUAAUUCUAGAGAGUUCAGUAAUACCACUGUGAACAGCGAUCUCCACUUCAUAUCUUGGGAUAAUCCUCCCAAGCAGCAUCCCCACUACCUCACCAUUGAUGACAUGUCAAAGAUGGUUGACAGUAAUGCCCCAUUUGCGAGGAAGUUCCACCAAGAUGAUCCAGUUCUCGACCAGAUUGAUUCUGAACUCUUGUUUAGAGGUCAAGACAUGGUUGUUCCCGGUGGGUGGUGCACAGGAAGCAUGGAAAACGGGACCGACCCAUGCGCUCUUGUGGGUGACAUCACAGUCCUCCGGCCUACAGCUGGUGCAAAAAGGCUGGAAAUUUUGAUCGGCUCUCUCUUAUCAUUUUAUAAUUUCCGGCCAAGGCAGUGCAAAUAGCAGAAAUAUGUUUCAGAAGGCAAUUUCUCUUGCCAAAGUCGGGAUUAGGUUAAUUCUUUUUGUUAGGAAAAGAGCAAUGAGGACUUGCAUGAUCUCCCAUUUGCGGCAAUGAGAUGGAUUUGGCAGAGAUAGAAAUGAAACACAGAACUGGGAGAUUUGCUGCUGCAAUAACAUGUGAUACGUGCUGCUGAUUUAAGUUGUGUGCCUGUAGCCCUUGUUACACUUACCUUUUACUGUGUAUCCGCCAGGACUCGCCAUUCCUCAUUUGGCGUCAAAGCUCGUCGUGGACAGGUGCUGAUGAAAGAACACGCUGGUUGGGUGAAAGUUAGGGAAAGAGGAAAACCGGAGGAAAUUUAUACCUAAUGUUUGGUGAUAGUUUCAUUUAAUGUGGUAUAAAUGAUUAUGUUUAUGUUUUCCAAUAUGCAUAUAACGCAGGUGUAUAUUAUUCAAA
Cornus florida is the source of this 1999-nucleotide messenger RNA. RefSeq names its product beta-glucuronosyltransferase GlcAT14B-like. Gene Ontology annotation, molecular function: glucuronosyltransferase activity. Gene Ontology annotation, cellular component: membrane. NCBI's taxonomy places the organism in Eukaryota, Viridiplantae, Streptophyta, Magnoliopsida, Cornales, Cornaceae. Bases 256 to 1548 code for a protein of 430 amino acids. The record is from RefSeq and is a predicted model, not a curated record. The transcript has 4 exons.